GGAGAAAACAGUGACACAGUUUUUGCUGCCCUCUUGUGGACACACGUCUCUGUGAAACUUGUUGCGAUCUGCACUGGCCGAUGGCUAGCAGUUAGCUAGCUAGCUAACAUUAGCCAGUCAGCAUCUAGCAGAAGUCGUAGCGCAGAGAAACUCGUGUUCCGUCCACAUACUAAUGACAGGGACACUAAACACACAACUAUGCGCCGGGAUAGAGACUGAUAUUUGGCUGGCUGCUGUUUUUUGUCUUUAUCGCCAACGCUCUGUGAAGCUAUCUCUGUUCUGAAAAAACUAAACUCUCGGCUAUGGAUCCAGAUCGGCAGAAACGAAGAGAGGAAAUUCAAAAAGCAAUGAGCUUUAUCCAGUCAUCGUUGCCCUUCCCAGAGCCAGAGAGCUAUGAGGCAUUUCUGACCCAGUUGGUGUGCAACUUGCUGGAUGAGGGCAACGCGUGCUUUCGAGAUGGGGACUGGCGCCAGGCGAGCCAGCAGUACGGGGAGGGGAUCAGUGUUGCCCGGUACGCUCAGGCCGAGGCCCUCAUCAUCCCCCAUGAGCUGCUGGAGAGCCUGUAUGUCAACCGGGCAGCUGCCUUUUACCAGACGAGGGAGUAUGAGCGAGGCAUCCAGGACUGUGAAAGUGCACUGUGUGUGUCAGAGGGCAGUCGUCGGGCUUUGUACCGCAAAGCACUCUGUCUGAGGGAGUUGGGACGACUAAGAGAGGCCUAUGAGUGUGGAACCAAAUGUCUCCUCACAGCACCGCACGACAGGCAGGUGAGUGAACUGGCCCAGGAUCUGGCCAAUAAACUGGGUCUGAAGGGCCGUAAGGCUUACGUCAGCCCACAGACAGAGUCCACAUCCACAGACGGGGAGGGCCAUGGGGAGUCUUCUGCACCCACAGGAGAGAUGUCCUCCAAUGGGCUGGAGUCUCUGGGUGACAUUGGACCAGCCGACCUGUCAAGUGCACAGUGCAUACCUGCUCCUUUGGCCACACCCAUCCCAGUCAGCGAUGACCCAGCAACCCCCGUGGUGAGCCCCUGCACUGACCUGUCAGAGAGCCCCAGCAGCCAGGCCCUGCCCCCCAUGCCGUACUCUGUCCCCGUGUCGGAGCACAUGGAGGAUUGCAGCAGCAGUGUCAUCAAGGAUGAGCUUGACAGUCUGCUGGAGUCUAUUCCCAAAAAAGUUAGUGAGAAUCCAGUCCAGGGUGCUAUCCCAACCAACCUCCCCAAUACAGCAGUGGGUCUCCGGCCUCCGUACUCUCCAAGCCUUCCGGCCCCGUCUCCUCAACUUCCCCCAGCCUUCUUCAGCACCUCCAUCAGUGACAUGCCACCUCUGGAUCCUUACUCGCCGCUGGGCCAGCGGGAUCAGGGCUCCACCCAGGCGCAGGACGCACUGGGAGGCUUCCCCACCGAUGGAGAAGGGAAGGGAGUCGCUGCUGGCGGGUUGGACUCAUUGUCUGAGUACACUCUCCCUGGGGGACGAGUGUGUCACAGCUUCAUCCCUGGAAUGCGCAACCACAGUGCUGCACAUGCAAAUGGUCCAGCAGGGACCAACCUGUCUCUGCUCUCCAGGAAUCCUCUGGCAGCCACACAUGAGUUUCGGCAGGCUUGUCAUGCCUGUUACAGCCGAAUAGGUCCACGAGUGAUGGACUACAAGUAUCAGCCAGAGGCAGCACACCGCUGCAAGAGGGAUGUGCUGCUGUGCCGCCUCAAAAACACAGAUGAUCCCACGUGGAAGAGGAUACGGCCACGGCCUGCACGUAACAACUUCCUGGGGGCAUUUGUACUCUGUAAAGAGGUGCAGGAGCGUCAGGAGUGCCAGUAUGGGGAGAACUGUACGUUUGCUUACUGCCAGGAGGAGAUUGAUGUGUGGACCCAGGAGAGGAAGGGUGCUCUGAGCCGAGAGCUGCUGUUCGAUCCGCUGGGCAGCACAGAGAGAAGGGCGCUCAGUGUCACCAGACUGCUGCAGCUCCACAUGGGCAUGUUCAUGUUCCUCUGUGAGGAAUGUUUUGACAGUAAGCCUCGCAUCAUCAGCAAACGCAGCAAAGAAAACUUAGCAGUGUGCUCAAACCUCACAGCUCGACACCCGUUCGACGACAACAAGUGCCUGGUGCACGUGGUGAGGUCAGCCAAUGUGCGCUACAGUAAGGUGCGCCCCCUGCACCCUCUCUGCCAGUUCGACGUUUGUCGCCAUGAGGUUCGCUACGGCUGCCAGCGUGAGGACAGCUGCUCCUUUGCUCACUCUGUUAUAGAGCUCAAAUGCUGGGUCCUACAGCAGGAUACUGGUAUCACCCAUGAAGAGAUGGUGCAGGAGUCCAAGAGACACUGGCAAAGGCUGGAGCAGAACGCACAGAAGCAGCAGAAGCCUAUUCACAUCCCACAUCCGAGCAGCAGCAUACCUGCAGGAGGAGUAGGGGGUAUGGGGGGCGGGGGUGGAGGACUGGGGGGAGACGGCAUCGGUGGGGGCGGUGUGAGUCCAGUGGGUGGGAUGGGGGUUGGGGGGUUGGGAGCGAUGGCUGGAAGAGGACGCCCACUUAACCUGAAAAUGAAGUUUGUGUGCGGUCAGUGCUGGAGAGAAGGACAGGUCAACGAGCCCGACAAGAACCUCAAGUACUGCACCGCUAAAGCACGGCACAGCUGGACGAAGGAGCGUCGGGUCCUGCUGGUGAAAUCAUUUGAGAAGAAGAAGUGGGUUGUUGUUCGGCCUCUGCCCUUCUCCCGCACCUAUCCACAGCAAUACGACAUGUGCGUGCAUGUGAUGAAGCAGAAGAAGUGCCACUAUAUCGGGAAUUGCUCAUUUGCUCACAGUCUGGAGGAGAGGGACGUCUGGACGUACAUGAAGAACAACAGCUUGAGAGACAUGCAACAGAUGUACGAACUGUGGCUGCAGCUCACUAAUCAGAGUAGACGCACAGAUAGCUCUGCUGUGACCCCGCCCCCAGAGGACAAGCAGGUCACCAUAACAGCAGAUUACACCGAAAGCAUGGGAGGCCAGCGGAUGUCAGAUGGGGACGAUCUCUGAGUGCAUGGAGGCAGCCGAUCGCCGCUGAGCUGCAGACGUUGAGAGAAACAGGCCUGCCAUACCAGCGACGACCGAAUAGUCUGUCAUCUCACCGGUCUGACCUCCUCUAGCGUCUAGCCAGCAGUUUGAGAGCAGAUUGGCAGCAACGAAACGGUUGACCCCAUCACCAUUUACAUAAAUACACACAUACACAUACACAUGCAAACCCAUUCAUACAGGACAUAAUACACAAAUCACAGGCACUGAUCAACACAAAGAGAAAGAUUUGUAAGUGACAAUACAGGAUUUGGCUUUAGAGUCAGGCUGCAGUUACACACAGCACCUUUAGCUUCCCCCUCAGCAGAUUAUACUGCAGAAAUUCCACAGACAACUAGUUUUGCUCUGACUAAAAUAUACACCUAGUAUUCCCUAGUGCUCUUUGAACUGAGUUUCUCUUUUUUCUUUUUCUUUUUUUCUUUUUUAAUUCCUCGCAGCACUGACACAAUUCUUGGGUGGGCGCGCUGGUCGUAGCUCUUACAUUUUGCUUGGUGAUAGAUCCGAACUGAAUUGAAGCUUGGCACUCACAUGUUUUAAAGUUUGAAUUAGAACUUUGGAGUGCCAAAAAUACCAAGCCCUCAGUGCUGUUGAUGGUUUACUAGACUGAAGAAACUAUGAAGAACUGUGGAUCUUGGUGGAUACAACCAAACUCCACUCUACUUCCUUCACGAUAAUAGAGCAAGAGGGUCAAAGUAACUUUCAGGAGAUUAAUGAUUUUGAGCAUUUCUUUUUCCAAGGGGAGUUGUGCUUCCUUGUUAUAUUGUCUGCCAUAUUGGUAGAAUGCUAUGAAUGUAAUGCCUGCACGGGCCUUUAAAACUAGGAGAUUAGUCAUUUAAAAUGUUGCUGUGGUUGUGGAAUGUAAUGCAAGUAUAUUUACAAGCCCAAAAACCAACUUGUGUAACGCGACAGUUCCCCCCUUAUCAAUAUGAAAAAAAAGAAAGCUGGUUAUGCAAUCAUACCAGCCGAUCCUGCAUGGGACGAGCACAGGCAUGCGCACACACUCACAUAUUAACCUUGUAGUUUCUGUCAAGGUGAAUCAAGGCGUGUGUGAGUGUCAGCUCCUCGCGAUUGACACAAACGGAGGACAAGAAAGGUAAAGUGAUCACCUGUGGCUGAAGUAUACAUGGCUAAUGGCUCAGAGCAAUUGUUGCCAAAACGACUGAUCACAUCAUGUAUUUCAAACUGUAUUGCAAGGCCGCUGGCGGAGAAGUGACUGCAGAACACAGAUUCCUGGCUAGAGCUGCUCGCAGCAUUAGGUCAGUUCAGACUGCAGAUGCCCAUUAAUAAAUAAUGACCUCACUUGGACUGAAGAACAGUGAAAAUACUGAUCAUGCAGAAGUCUUCAGUUGAGAGUUUUGUAAUUAUUAAAGGAAAAUAAGAUGUGCAGAUGAUAGAUAAUUUAAAGAGUGAGAAGCGUAGAGGAACUGUUUUAUGCAAGAAUUGAAGAUCAUUAUUAAGAAUGUAUUUUUCUAUAGUUUAUUGUGAGAAUAUUUAAGAUAAUUUGAAAGUAAGGGCAAGUUGCCACUUCUUCAGUUGAACUGGGGUCAUUAUUUCACUGAAAAACCAACCAUGCCCCCGCAGCCUUCAAAUGGAAACCUGUGUUCCUCAUUUGUAUCCAAGUGUUCUCUUCCUCAAAGCUAACGGUAGCCCCUAAAACUAACUCUUUCAUUACGGGACACCUGCUAGCUUUAGACAGGGAAACGAUUCGCACCACAUAUUGUGCCUAUAAACACAUCAACAUGUGACACGAACACACAUGCACACACACACACACGCAGAGGCAGGAUAUCUGUUGCCACCUUAUUCUAGCCUUUAAUGUAGACUGAGACACUAUGGAGGAAUGUCUAUAUUCAGAUGCAUAUACACACAUAUUAUACAUAUUUACAAAUAAUGGUAUACUACUAAUGAUAAUUGAUAACUUAGCGGUUAAGCUUAAUAAAUAUAUAACCUGAAAACCUGUAUUGAUUACAUAGAAGAACUUCUUGUUAUUGAGGUAUUGCUAUAUGACAUGUAUCGCUGAACUAGAUGACUAUAGUGAUUUUUUUUUUUUUUUUUUUUAAAUGAUUCUUUUUAUUUUGUAAUUUUUCCUUCUGUGUGGGUUGUUCCAGACAGGGCUGUAUGCAGAUAAGAUUGAUUUAAGUUUCAGGCUGAGUGUGUCAAAAUGGAUAACUGAGGGUUCAAUCUUUACUCGGAGAGCAGAGGUCUAGGGCUAAUCAAAUAAAUUACCCUUUUUUUUCUUUAUUCACAAGUGCAGCAACCAAACUGGAUGCAUAGGAUAUGAAUAUGUUGCUGUUCUUCAGUGUGUAGAAUACAAUUCAGAGGAGCUGCUCUUUAUAUUUCAACCAUUCAUCUAAUUCCUGCCCAGACUGACCUCAGCUCAAUGUAUAAAAUCAAUUAAUGGAUUGAACCCAAAAUACCGAAGAACAUUAAAGUCCAUUGGAGUAAAGUGUGGGUUUGGAUCAGCGGAUAAAGGGGAAAAAUUGUGUCCUAAUUAUCCAGCUCCUAAAACCUGACAGGUGAACAGCCUGGGUUAAGUUGAAAACACAGCUCUCAGGUCUGCUUCGCUGGUCACUCAGCAGCCAUUUUGGGGAUUAUUGAUAAAGAGCCCUCAUCUGGAACAGCCCAGUAUUAGCUUCUUUGAGGGAUCGUAUUACUACUACUCCUAGUAUUAUGAUGAAUAUGAUGACGAUAAUGAUUGCUAUCUAUUGACUAUUUCUAUUUCUUCUCUAUAUGCUAUUGAUAUAUGUAUGUUAAUUGCAAUGUAUAACUCUCUUUAUAUAUGUAUCCAUGUAUGAAUAUAAUAAUUGACAGUAAAUAUGCGCCUGUGUAUGCAGCCGUGCACAGCUCUGUCUGGGUGGCAGUGAGCAGAAAACGUGCAGCUUCUGAUAGUUCAUGUAAGACGCUUGAGUUUUUAAUCCUACAGGUGGUGAUGUCAGCUAUCACAGCUGUAGGCUCUGUAGUACAAGCGAUUUUACGCAGUACGAUUUAGACCUGCUAUAUAUUAAUGUCGUCUGAGCUCUGUUUGUCGGCUUUAGGAUUAUUUGGGAGAUUAGAAGAUAGUUGAUGUGUUAAAGUUUACAGUACAUAUACUGUAAACUGGCUGUCUCCCUGUAUGAAGUGUUGAUCCUACCAACAGAGCUCGCUGCUCACUGCCUGUGCUGUGCGUUUUUGUUUAAAUUGAUUUACCAGGCUAAGACAGAUCUGGAAGCAAAAGCAUACAUAGUAGCCUAUAUACUCCCGUAUAGCGCCUUAUUCGAUAUACUACACCUAUAAGAUGAUACAUACCCCUAUUGUAUAAUCCUGCUUACUAUAUACAGUAUAUGAUACCUGAUACCUAUUAUAAUAUUUAGACACCCUUAUAAGAUAAUUUAGAUAAGAGAUGGUGGAGCUGUUUUUUUCUGUGGCUGUGGCAGAGUUUGCUGUGGUCAGUUGUGUAUUCCCAUCUUGUUUUUCAGGGUGUUAGGAGAGUGCCACACACUCAAAUGCUCUUUAUCAUUCGAUUGUUUGCAAAGCAUCUGGGGGGGAAAGUCAACAUCAGCCACUUGCAGAAAGCUUGUUAAAAUGAAUUUUGGCUGACAAAGCUAAAGCUUGUAAAAAGCUUGGUUGAAUUGCUGCCACUAAAGACAGUGAAUUAAAGUAGAGCAUUUGAGGGGAGGCUCCUCUUCCGUUGUUGAACGGCCAGUAUUGAUGAUAUGACUGACACGCACAGAAAACAAAAGAGAACGGUGGAUAGCUGUGCUGCAUGUUCUGUGUGUGUGUUGUUAAAGGCAGGCAAAUCAUGACACAAACUAAAAGGAGAGACAGGUUUCUGCUGCUUCAUCUGUACAUGCAUCAAGUGUCACAUAGUCACUUCAUUGCAAUGAUCUCAUAAAAACUUUGCACAUUUUGAAGAUGAAGACACUAGACUGAGUCCCCAAUUUCGAUUGGCAGAGGACUUGAACCCUGGUGGCAAAUCACUGUUUGAUUCUUGAUGUGAUAAAAUAAUUUAAAAAUAUAAUAAAUCAUGUUGCAUUGAUAACAGUUGUCAUCAGAUGUGGAAGAAAUUCAGCAUUGCAUUGCCUGAUUUUAGUUACAUCUUGUAACCAACCACAUUAAUGCGCAAAAUUUACGGUUUGUUAAAAGACUAAGGGAAUCUUAGAUCAUGGUCCAAAUGACAUCACUGUUCUCCUUGAAUGGUUAUUAUCAUAUACUUAUUUGUCUUGGCUUUGGUCUUUAUCUCAAAGUGUCCGAGCCACUCAGGUGGGCUGCAGUAGAAAGUAAACCAUGUAUAGACUUUCCAUCAUGUUUCCUAAAAGUCACCUGACAUAAAGAUUACCUGCUCUCUGAUAAGAGUGGUGUUUGUCUUAAUCUAACUGGAGUCUGGCCCUUACACUCUGCAGCAGUUUAAAUUAAGAUUAAAUGACACGGUUCUUAGUUAUAAGACAUGUUUGUCAGCUCAAAUGUUCAUGUGACACACCCUGCCUUUUCUCCUCCUGAUACGGUUUGUGUCAUUUGAUUCCCAGUGCCAGCACACACCUACACAGCCACACAAAAAUCUUAAUUUAUCGAUUUACAAUCAGUUAGAAAUUAUUGGUAAUUUGACUUGUUUGCAACAACUCGGAUGAAGACACCAGGGUUGUAAGAAGUGGAAAAAACAAGGCCUCUUUUUGUACUGUAUUUUUACAUUUCGUUGUUUAUGCUUUGUUUUUAACUUCUUGACUUUGUUUUCUCUUUUCUCCUCCCUGGUUGGAAAGUUCAUGAUCACACAAGUGGACCAAAUCUCUUGAAAGCAUUUAAUAAACGGACUGUUUUAGAAAAAUGUGUCAUGUAUUAAUCGACGCUCACAAUUCACAUUGUGAUCCCAGGACCCUGACGUGAUGUGUUGCCAA
Acanthopagrus latus (yellowfin seabream) is the source of this 7915-nucleotide messenger RNA. RefSeq names its product zinc finger CCCH-type containing 7Bb (gene zc3h7bb). NCBI's taxonomy places the organism in Eukaryota, Metazoa, Chordata, Actinopteri, Spariformes, Sparidae. Bases 303 to 3011 code for a protein of 902 amino acids. The record is from RefSeq and is a predicted model, not a curated record. Gene Ontology annotation, biological process: miRNA processing. The transcript is spliced from 21 exons. Gene Ontology annotation, molecular function: metal ion binding; miRNA binding; protein binding.